AUGGCCGUGCCUGAGCCGUUCCCCCUUCUCAACACAUCUGCAGAUCAACUGCAUACGGAACUUAACGACAUGAACACUGCGCGCCGGAGACGGAAAUCCACCGGACUGGGAACUGAGAUACGGGCCGGCGAUACUGGCGCCCCUGGCCUGGCCGCCAGCUUUACCCAUCCGCAUGGAAAGGACACACACGCCGCCUCCAAUGGCGGUAAGCGCUUUUCUAAGAGGCGGAAGGCCCGCAGUCUCCUGCGGCGCGCGAAGCACUUCACCGCGCGACACCCCUGGGUCAUCCCGCUCGUGAUACUGGCGAUUUUCCUCUCACUUUACCUUACGAACCCGACCGAGUCCAAUCCUGUCCACCACUUCGUCUUCCUAAGCUACCCCAUACCCGCUUCCGAGACACCUGAUUCCACCGCGCUGCAGUACGGGAAGGGCCCGUGGGACAUUGCCUUCGUGACCUUCUACACUGUGGUUCUCUCCUUCACGCGCGAAUUCAUCAUGCAGGAGCUCCUGCGCCCGCUCGCCCGGUACGCGGGCCUCAAGUCGCGCAACAAGCAGGCCCGCUUCAUGGAGCAGAUGUACACGGCGCUGUACUUCGGCCUCCUGGGGCCGGCGGGCAUGUACGUCAUGAGCCGUACGCCGGUGUGGUACUUCAACACCGAGGGCAUGUACGUGGACUCUCCGCACAAGACCCACGAGGCGGUCGUCAAGUUCUACUACCUGUUCCAGGCCGCCUACUGGGCUCAGCAGGCGAUCGUGUUGCUCCUGGGUAUGGAGAAGCCGAGGAAGGACUUCAAGGAGUUGGUCGGCCAUCAUAUCGUCUCCUUGACCCUUAUUGCGCUCAGCUACCGGUUCCAUUUUACGUAUAUCGGCCUGGCCGUCUACGUAACGCAUGACAUUAGUGACUUUUUCUUGGCUACUUCUAAGACACUUAACUAUAUCGAUCACGCAUUGACUGGACCUUAUUUCUUCCUGUUCAUGUGUGUGUGGAUAUACAUGCGGCACUACCUCAACCUCCGCAUCAUCUUCAGUCUCUUCACCGAGUACAAGACGAUCGGACCGUACGAGCUGGACUGGGCGGGCGAGCAGUUCAAGAGCCCGUUGGCCAACGUCAUCACGCUAGGCCUACUAUCCGCCCUGCAGGCCCUGAACCUGUUCUGGCUCUUCUUCAUCGUCCGGAUCGCCUACCGCUUCGUCGUCCACCGCGUCGCUGAGGACGACAGGAGCGAGAACGAGGAGUCGGAGGCCGAGACUGAGCAGACCGAGGAGCAGAAGCCGCUCCUGAACGGCGAGGCCGCGAAGGCCCCCCUUCUGAACGGCGGCGCCGUCGCCGCCAAUGGAAAGGCGAGGCCUGGCAGGAACGGCUCAGCGGCUCAGAAAGGUGCGAGGUAA
This is a messenger RNA of Phialemonium atrogriseum, 1389 nucleotides long. RefSeq names its product longevity assurance proteins LAG1/LAC1. The coding region runs from base 1 to 1389 and encodes 462 amino acids. Gene Ontology annotation, cellular component: membrane. Lineage: Eukaryota; Fungi; Ascomycota; Sordariomycetes; Cephalothecales; Cephalothecaceae. The record is from RefSeq and is a predicted model, not a curated record. The transcript has 3 exons. Gene Ontology annotation, biological process: ceramide biosynthetic process. Gene Ontology annotation, molecular function: sphingosine N-acyltransferase activity.